GCCUGUAGAGAGCUAAUGGGGCUGGGGAUCGUUCAGAGAAUAUCGCUGCAACCAACUACCAGCUCACGCAGGAAUGGGAAUUCGUAUAUAUGACUGCCUAUCAGCAUCUUUUCCCGUUUAAACGGCAUAUGUUCCUUCACAGGGAAGGUUCACAGGAUCUUCUCAUAGAGUGUGAUCGAGUGGAAAGGUCGUUCAAAUAGUCAAUUUAAGCGAACUUAAGUGUGGAAAGUGUUGGUAAAAUAAAUGCAUAUUUAUCGAAUAUGUAUGCAGUGGUUUAGAUUUAGAUUCCGAUUUCCAGUGCGAGCAAGAGGACAGUAAAAAUGGAGUGAACCGAAAAUAAUCUGUAAAUAUUCCUGCUUCGAAAUCAACCUAUACUUUGUGCUUGGUAAGACACAUUUAGUGAGUUAAACGAAGCUUAAUUUAUUAUCACAUUACACGGGAAAGCAGCAAACGUGGAGUGAAUAAAUGGAAUUUUGUAACAAAGAAUCAAAGGAUCGUGCUCUACACAUCUUUAAAAUAAUUGCUGGUUUGUACUCCAACUUUCAGCUGCAUUUUUUUACAGGUAGUUCACCAAAUUGCCAAAUUGCCAAAUUGCCAAAUACCAAAGUUCAACAUAUUCAAACGAUCAACUAUCAACAAACCGUUUGCCAUCGAAAAAGCUGUCUGCCCAUGCUCAUUCAAAUGUAUUUACACUUGUUUCGUUCAUUUUCCCUCACAAACACACAGAUACCGUACAUCGAGAUCGAGUUCCGCGAUGCGCCGAAGAAGCGCAUCAAGCGCAACCUCUCGCUCAACUGUGACGAGAAUGCGAACGAGACGCGCUGCUGCCGGUACCCGCUGACGGUGGACUUUGAGAAGUUUGGCUGGGAUUGGAUCAUUGCGCCGAAGCGCUACGAAGCGUGGUACUGUGCCGGUGAGUGCAUGAUCAGCUUCCUGCCCAAGUACGAACACACGCACGUGAUGCAGCUCAGCACCUCGGCCAUACCGUGCUGCUCGCCGAAGAAGAUGAACUCGAUCCGGCUGCUGUACUUUGACAUGAGCUACAACGUGAUCUACAGCACCAUACCGAACAUGGUGGUGGAAAAGUGCAGUUGUUCCUGAGCUCUUCGGUGCUUACAAAUGAGACCCGGAAAUUGGACGCGAAAGGAGGUGAACAUGAUGUGACAAGAGUAUGCAGUUGUAGGCAAAAGGACAAACCAUGAACAUGAUUACAGAAAUGGGCACAUUGGCGGAAAAGAUGAAAGAAGUAAGUAACAAAUAAUGUUGGGGGCUAAAAUAAUUAGUGUAAAGUACAACAAAAUAACGAUACAAAACAACAAGAAAAAAACAUAAAUAGAAAACAAC
Messenger RNA from Anopheles merus, 1344 nucleotides. Its product is annotated as growth/differentiation factor 8-like. Gene Ontology annotation, molecular function: cytokine activity; growth factor activity. The transcript has 2 exons. The record is from RefSeq and is a predicted model, not a curated record. NCBI's taxonomy places the organism in Eukaryota, Metazoa, Arthropoda, Insecta, Diptera, Culicidae. Bases 466 to 1101 code for a protein of 211 amino acids. Gene Ontology annotation, cellular component: extracellular region. Gene Ontology annotation, biological process: SMAD protein signal transduction.